GCGGGCCAGGCUGGGGGGCGCACGGGGAGGCGCAGAGUGCGGCGCAGAGCCAGAGGGCGCGGAGCCCGGGUGCGCUGGGCAUCGCGGCGGCCGGGAGGGUGGCGGGCACCGGUGGCGCACAGUCAGAGAGGAGCAGGCAUCGCUGCUUGGUCUUCACUCCUGGGUUUCACGGGUUGGGCUUGGCAGGGGAGGGCGGAGCCAGGGAACUUUCUCGCCUCUCGCUCCACUUCCCUCCUUCCCUCCGAGCUGGCAGGAAUUUCAUCCAGGAAAGAAAAAAAUCCAGGAAUUUCAUUUCAACCCGGAGAGCGGAGAGCGGGUCCUGCAGGCGUUUGGGCUGCGGGCUCAGGACCCCGUUGCCAGAGCGGACAGCCUCGGGGCCACAGGGGAUCGGAGGAGGGCCCCGGAAGCACCUUGUUUGCUCGAGGUCACCCACUUGGGGGGGGGAGCAGCCCCAGAAGUACAACUCGGGGUCACCCGCCGCAGCCUGGCUCCUGGGGAGGGGAGCGAGGGGUUGUCUCGCCAGGUGGGCCGUGAAGGGCCGGAGCCGCGGGGCGGGUGGAGGUCGGGUGGCUACAGGAGGAGACUUCCAGCCGAGCCCCAGGCCCCCCACUAGAGAAGGUGUGACGUCCACUCACAAAGCGUCUUGCACGCGGCCCCAGUCAGGUGGGAGCCCGGGAGCCCUGGACCCUGCUCCCGGGAUGGAGCCAGGCGCCCGGCUGGGGGACGCGCCCACCUGGCGGUCCGGACCGGCCCGAGUCGGCAGUCUGGCGCCACCUGGAGGCCAGUCCAGCAGCUGCAGCUCCACCAGCCUGAGGCUGGAAGGGCCAGGCGGGAGGCUUGAGGGCGAGAGACGGUGGCUGAUGCUGGGCUCAUCCCGGCGCCGGGCCAAGCCCAGGGUGGAGUGAGAGCCGGCCGCGUCUCCUGACCUUACUCUCCCCACACGGUCCAUCCUGAGUGUACAGCGGCAGCCUGAAAGCCUCAGCGCAGCCAGUGGCCCUUCAUCCAGGACCGUCACCCCCCCAGGGCCACUCAUCACCCCCCUCCCAUUCUCUGCUACUGCUCUCACCUCCCGGGCCCCAGGGGCUGCACGGCUGGGCCAGGAAGGCGGAAACCAAACCAACCGUUGCCCUCUGGGGUGUGGGGCUCGGCCCUGACGUAGAUGAGCCCCCAGGAAGGCCUGGGUGGUCCUUGUGCACGGAGGGCCGGAGAGACCACAGGGGUGCUGCCCACUCGGCUGUGUUCCCGGCCUCACUCCCCACUCGCUGCGGCCCUCCUGCUCCUUUGCAGCUCUGGUGUGGGGGCCCUGCUGCCCCCUCAGCAUGGCGGGGCCUGGGCCCAGUGCGAGGCUCCAGCCCGCCUACUGGAGGGUCGUCAUGGGCCAACCCCGACUCCUGGGAACGAGUGUGCAGAGGGUGUGACCCAGCCCAGGGAGGCCCAGGCUUUCUGUGUCCCCCAGGCCCUCUACCGGGAGCGGCUGGGGCCCCGCCGCUGGCGCCAGCCGUCCAGGGCCUCCUGGUUGAUGAGGGGACAGAUGGGACCUGGUGUGGCCGCGGGUGAUGGUGUCGCCACGCAGGCCCUGGCAUGGAUGGACAGAACGCACUCGGCCUCUGGCUUGACCACAUCCCUUAUUCCCCGACUCGGCGCCUUCACGGCACGGGGCCCAGCGGGCAUCGGGGGACAGACUCCCGAAAGACGAUGUCAGGGCAGAGUGAGGAGGGGGCUGUGUCCGGACCCGCACCCCGAGCCGCGGGGCAGCGGGGUCUCUGCCUGCUCCUCUGGGGCCCCGUCCAGUGGCACCUGCAGUGGCUGAGCGGCGUGCCUAGCUUCUCCACGCACCAGGAGCAGCACGGGCCCGCGGCAGCCAGGAGGGGCAGCAGGGUCAUGGUGGGGAGCUCCUGCCCGGCUCCCCACACGGCAGCUGCAGCCUCUGCACCGGCCCCUCCUUCCUGCUCCCUCUCUGGGCAAAGACGUUGGCACCGGUGCCUGGAGGGGCCGGGACUGCUCCGCGGAGCCCACCCCCAGCCCACGGCCCUAGCUUACGCAUGUGAUGCUGAGGAGGGUGCAGGGCCAGCCUGCAGCGCUGCUCACGGCCACCCAGCGCACGGUCACCGCGCCCGUGGCGAUGGGCUGUGACUCCGUGAGCCAGACUGGGUCAGGGCUGCUCGGCCGGCCAGCCCAUCCCCACCCAAGCCCCGGUCACACCACAGCCCCACCCCAACCCUCAAGCAUCCCACCCUCUGCCCCUGUUCCCUCACCUUCUCCCGGGGGUCUGGCAGGCACAGGGAGACCAGCACGCGAGUGCCGUGCUCCCACACCAGCUCCCAGAGCUCUGCGGGCCCCGGUCAGCAUGACGUGAUCGCGGCCAGAGGGCCCGCCCUGCAGAGCACAGGGUGUCCCCUGCCCAUCUCAGCUCUAGGACCCCCAGCCUCCCAGGCCCAGACCAGGAAGCACCAAUGGCCCAAGGGCAUGGUCCCACGGGGAAGAGCCAGGCUUCGGGCAUCUCUCCAGCAGGGCCGUCCUCUGCCGGAGGGGACCGCCCGUGACAACAGCCGUCUGCGGGACGAGGGUAAGGGUGAGGCUGCCGGAGGCCCCAGCCUGGACGACGCCCGAUGCCCCGUCCACCCGCAAGCCCACUGGCACUCGCGGGAGGCCAUGCCGUCCUGCCCACGGCCAGGAGAGGGCAUCGCAGAGCCGGCCUGGUCCUUGAGGGCCUGGAGCGGAAGCUGGGGAGGGUGAUGGGCAGAGGGGCACCAUGAGACAGGCCGCAGAAGUGGUGGCACGAGGGGACCCCGCGUCGUCGUGCCGCCCGGCCCGCAGCUACCUUGUGCUCCCCCAAGAAGCCAGCGUCGCCAGAUCACGCCUGGGGAGAAAGCUCCGCACGGGGAUGGGCUGCGGCCUGGGCGGGGCGCGGGGUGCGGGCCGCGUCGGGGGUGCCGGAGGCUGCCCAGCUCCCGCUCUUGGUCUCCUCGGCCCUGCGUGGACGGAGCUGGCAGCCUGUUGGUGGGAGGGACGGGGACCCUGCCCCGCACCGGGCCAGGUUCCCGGUGCUGCACGUACUCAGAGGUGCCGGGGGGCCCCUUCCAGGACCCUGCUCAGGAGGCAGCCG
Molecule: messenger RNA, 3106 nt
Organism: Lagenorhynchus albirostris (white-beaked dolphin)
Lineage: Eukaryota; Metazoa; Chordata; Mammalia; Artiodactyla; Delphinidae
Exons: 3
Coding region: 1160-1810 (216 amino acids)
Source: RefSeq, a predicted model, not a curated record